Messenger RNA from Emys orbicularis (European pond turtle), 2274 nucleotides. RefSeq names its product hook microtubule tethering protein 2 (gene HOOK2). Gene Ontology annotation, cellular component: cytoplasm; centrosome. Gene Ontology annotation, biological process: cytoskeleton-dependent intracellular transport; cytoplasmic microtubule organization. The record is from RefSeq and is a predicted model, not a curated record. NCBI's taxonomy places the organism in Eukaryota, Metazoa, Chordata, Testudines, Emydidae. The coding region runs from base 1 to 2274 and encodes 757 amino acids. Gene Ontology annotation, molecular function: microtubule binding; dynein light intermediate chain binding. The transcript has 21 exons.
AUGGUGACAAGCUGGCUCUGGCAGUAUGAAUCCAGAGGUCCCAGGUUCGAUCCUCUGUGCUGGCCGCUUGCCUGGCGUGCGGGGUUACCCCUGCUGGGUCUCUGGGCGGCUUUUCCUGUCCCCCCAAAUCUCACUGAGCCGCCUCUGUGUCCCCCUCCCCAGCUGCAGACCUUCGGCGUCCCGUCUCCGUGCCAUACCUACCAGGAUCUGACCAGCGGGGUCCCCAUUGCCCAGGUCCUGCACAGGAUAGACUCCUCUUGGUUCAACGAGGCCUGGCUGCUGCGGAUCAAAGAUGACACCAGCGACAACUGGAGGCUCAAGGUGAGCAACCUGAAAAAGAUCCUGCAGAGCGUGCUGGAGUACUGCCAAGAUGUCUUGGGUCACCAGAUCUCAGAGUGCCACCUGCCCGACGUCAACCUGAUCGGGGAGUUCUCGGACACCUCGGAGCUGGGCAAGCUGCUGCAGCUGGUGCUGGGGUGUGCCAUCAGCUGUGAGAAGAAGCAAGAGCACAUCCAACAGAUCAUGACCUUGGAGGAGUCUGUCCAGCACGUGGUUAUGGCGGCCAUACAGGAGCUGAUGACCAAGGACCCAUUGGACACGUUGGCCUCCGAGACAUACGGCAGCUUCGAUAGCCAGUCCCGGAAGUACUAUUUCCUCAGCGAGGACCUGGAGGAACCGGACGACAUGCGGCAGCGCUGCCAGGAACUGGAGCAACAGAUCUCCAUGCUGGUGGAAGAGAAGAACACCCUGACCCUGGAGAACAAGACCCUGAAGGAGCAGAAGAACCGGCUGGAGUCAGAUACCGGCAGCAAGAAGCUGCUGCUGCUGCAGGCUCAGAUCACGCAGCUGCAGGAGGAGACCUUCAGGCUGGAGAGCGGGAAGGAGGACUUCCGCACGCGCUGCGAGGAGCUGGAGAGGGCGGUGCAGGAGCUGCAGCAUCGGAACGAGGAGCUGAGCAGCCUGGCCGAGGAGGCCCAGGCCCUGAAGGACGAGAUGGACGUGCUGAGGCACUCCUCGGACAAGGUGGGCAAGCUGGAGGCCGCGGUGGACGCCUACAAGAAGAAGCUGGAGGACCUGGGCGACCUGCGGCGGCAGGUGCGGCUGCUGGAGGAGCGGAACACGGUCUAUAUGCAGCGCACCUGCGAGCUGGAGGAGGAGUUGCGCAAAGCCAACGCCGUCCGCUCCCAGCUGGAGACCCACAAGAGACAGGUGCGCGAGCUGCACGGCAAACACUCGGAGGAGGCCUUGAAGGCUGAGAAGUGGCAGUUUGAGUUCAGGAACCUCAAGGAGAAGUUCGAGGCGCUGGUGAAGGAGAAGGAACGCCUGAUUGAGGAGCGGCACUCCCUCCGCGAGGCCAACGAGGAGCUGAGAUGCGCCCAAGUGCAGCAGACGUGCCUGAGCCAAGCAGAUGCCUUGCUGGAUGGAGCCUCUUCUCCCAUGGACAACCUGGCCGCUGAGAUCUUGCCGACUGAACUCAAGGAGACCAUCGUGCGCCUGCAGCACGAGAACAAGAUGCUGUGUGUGCAGGAGGCGACGUACCGGGAGCAGCUGGCCGAGCUGCAGGGGCAGCUGGAGGAAUCCAAGCGCACCAAGAACCGGCUGGAGACCCAGCAGAGGUUGCACCAGCAGCAGAUCUUGGAGCUGAAGGCCCAGGUGGAGGAGCUUCAGAAGGCCCUGCAGGAGCAGGGCACCAAGGCGGAGGAUUCUUGCCUGCUGAAGAGGAAGCUGGAAGAGCAUCUGGAGAAGCUGCACCAGGCCCACUCAGAACUGCAGAAGAAGCGGGAGGACAUCGAGGACUUGGAGCCCAAAGUGGACAGCACGACCGCCAGGAAGAUCAACGAGCUGCAGCAGUGUCUGAAGAAGAAGGACGAGGACAUGAGGGCCAUGGAGGAGCGCUACAAGCGCUACAUGGACAAGGCCUGCACGGUCAUUAAGACAUUGCACCCCAAGCAGCCGCCAUCCAAGACACCCCCUGAGAUCCAGGCCUUAAAGAACCAGCUGCAGGAGAAGGAGGUGAAGAUCCAUCACCUGGAGACCAACUUGGAGAAAACGAGAUCCCAGCGGGAGCAGGAAGAGAAGCUGAUCAUCAGUGCCUGGUACAACACGGGCAUGGCGCUCCACCAGCAAGCCACGGAGCAGCGAUCGGCCUCCUCCAGCAGUGCCCAGUCCUUCCUGGCCCAGCAGCGCCAGGCCACCAACGCCCGCAGGGGGCAUCUGGGCCGGACCCAGCCCCUGCUGGCCAAGUAUGGAGACAAGCCCCCCCAGCUGCACUGA